Messenger RNA from Prorocentrum cordatum, 900 nucleotides. NCBI's taxonomy places the organism in Eukaryota, Dinophyceae, Prorocentrales, Prorocentraceae. The record is from the annotation of a GenBank genome assembly.
AGCAAUCGAGGCUCACCUGCUUCCUGGCUCAAAAUUACUCACCCUGGAGGGAAACCCUUCCUCCAUCAACGGCCUACUCUUCCAUUUCCCCCUGUCACGGUCAUGAUGACGGCGAUGCCCGCCGCGCUGUCCAGCUUCGCGCCUCUCCAGCGGUGCCCGCCGCCCGCUACGGCCUGCUCGCUGCGCUCGUGUGCGCGGUGCUGUGCGCGGCCUGCCUCUCCGCCUCCGGCGGGGGCGCGGGCCAGAAGGUCGCCGCCGCGCUCGAGGAGACGUGGGUGGUGCUGGCCCUGCUGAUCGCCCACCUCGCCGUGUCCCGGCUCCACGGCGGCGGCGCCGACAAUCGGGAGGAGGCCGCAGCAGGGGCCGAAGAAGGGCGCGCCCGCGGCGGCCGAGGGCCCGUCCGACGACGAGCUCCGGGCGGAGGCGGUCGGGAAGCUCACCACGAGGAUCCGCGCGGCGGUCAAGGCCGGCGACAUGCCCGGCGCGGAGGCGCUGAUGCAGAAGAUGCGGGAGGUCGGGGGGCCGCCCGGCCGCCAGCGCCGGCCCUGCUGGGCGGUGGCGUUCGGGGAGCUGGUGGGCGGCCACGUCCGCGGCGGCAGCGCCGCGAAGGCGGACGAGUGGCUUGGCGCCUUCGCCGACUGCGUGCCCACGAUUCGGCCCAGUACCGCGUGCGUCAACUCGGUGAUCGGGGCCCUGUGCGCGAGCGGCGACGUCGCCUCCGCGGAGGCGUGGGUCCAGAAGAUGCCCGAGAUCGGCAUCCGGGUGGGCGAGGACACGUACUCCGAGAUCAUCGGCGGCUGCGUCCGGGCCGGCGAUAUGCCCCGCGCAAUCUCGUGGUUCCGCGAGAUGCGGCGGGCCAACGUGCGCCCGAGCGCCGAGCUCAACAGGCUGAUGCUCCAG